Messenger RNA from Diprion similis, 1835 nucleotides. Its product is annotated as lysosomal acid phosphatase-like. Lineage: Eukaryota; Metazoa; Arthropoda; Insecta; Hymenoptera; Diprionidae. The record is from RefSeq and is a predicted model, not a curated record. Gene Ontology annotation, molecular function: phosphatase activity. Bases 51 to 1469 code for a protein of 472 amino acids. The transcript is spliced from 8 exons. Gene Ontology annotation, biological process: dephosphorylation.
GCGCAAGCCUUGCACGGAGAAAUGCGCGCGGUGUAAUAAAUGCGACGCAUAUGAGUCUCAACGUGGUGGCCAGUAAAAUUCUGCGUUGGAAUAUCGUUGGGAUAAAUAAUUUACGCACGCAGUUUAUAAUCUGUACGAAAUGUAGUGUAAGUGUGUAUAACGAUCGAUCAAUUAUAACGAUGAAGGAGGAAACUUCCGAAAAAUCUUCAUCUGUUCCAAUACAGAUUGAAAGCGAUAGUGACCAAAUGGAUACUCCCGGAGGAUUUUUGGCAAAUAGCUGCAGGAGAGGUCGUCGAGGAAUAUGUGUACCUGUCGUGGUUUUUGGGGCGAUAAUCGCCUGCGUUUUGCUGGCAUUUACCGCUUUCGCAUCGCCGACUCAUACUUCAGGAAAUCUGCAACAAGUGCUUAUAGUAUUUCGACACGGUGACAAGAACCCAGCUCAAACGUAUCCGAACGAUCCAUAUUCCAAAUACGAGUGGCCAGACGGUUGGGGUGCAUUGACCAAGAAAGGAAUGCUUCAGCUUUAUACACUGGGGCAGCGGUUGCGCGAAAUGUAUAGAUCAUUCAUCGGAGAUAAGUAUCAGAGCAAGGAUCUUCUGGUGCACAGCAGUUACGCGGACAGAUGCAUCAUGUCGGCGCAGGCGCUUUUGGCCGCGCUUUACCAACCAGGAACCGAGGAUAUGUUCAUACCGGGACUUGCAUGGCGUCCGAUUCCCGUCCACACCAUACCAAGGAACAUAGACAAGUUGAUCGUGGCUAAAGCACCUUGUCCACGGCUAGAGAGAGAGCUGCAACAGGCCUACUCGAAUUUCAGUGCCAGCGCCAACGGCUCGUUGGACACCAUGUACAGGGAACUGUCAGACUACACUGGGAAAAAGAUAGCUUCAGUCCUAGACGUUGAGUUGUUGUACAACUUACUGGAGAUCGAGGUGCUCAACAAUCUGAAGCUUCCGGAGUGGGCGAAAAACUACUUCAACAAUCGGACUAGAGAGCUUGCUGCGCAAAGUCUGGCCUUGUUCACCAGCAAUGUGAUGCAGAGACGACUCAGAGGCGGUGAGUAUAGUGGAAGAUCAGGAGCUGCAGCGGACCUAAAUCGCAUGGUCGUUCAUACAGGUCCACUUCUGAAGGACAUCUUGACGAACAUGUGGACGCGACGUAACGGCACCAAUGAUCAUAAAAUGUACCUCUACUCGGCUCAUGAUCUCACACUGGUCACAAUUCUUAGGACAAUGGGAUUCACCGACGAAUUAACGCGACCGGAAUACGGAGCUGCACUGAUCUUUGAGUUGUACACAACGGCUGGUGGUCAAGACCACGAAGUCAGGAUCUCGUAUUUGAACAACACUGAGACGAAGGUUCCUCGUGUCAUGAACGUGAAAGGAUGCGAGGAGCCCUGUUUGUUGGAGACUUUGUUUGGAGUGUGGGAACCAGUCUUGCCUCAGGACUGGAACAGCGAAUGCUUGACCUAAGGAAAUCAAAUAUUCAUCGAUAUGGUUACCGAAAAUAUUAGUGGGGAAGUGUUUGUACCUACAGUGCUUUCCUUUAAGAAUCGGGGAGUUUUACAAGGCACUCGAGAUACCGGCGAUAUCGUUGUAUCCCGGCGCUGAAGUACUGAUCUGAAGAGUGCAUGACUUUAUAAUUAUACUAGAAGUGUGUUAAUUCAUCAAUAUUGUAUACAAUUUGACGAUUCUAAAUUAUAUGCGAAGAUAAGAUAAUGGUAAUGUAUUCCUUUUUAACUAUUGGAUUGAUGUGCCUGAACUCGAAACGAAGCAUGCUCUUUUAUGAUAAUAGUAUUAGAACUGCAUAUCAGCGGAAGAAAAUUAUCAGAAAAUAAC